AAAUCUCUCACUGAAAUAUGUUGCUUUGUUGUUUAUUUUGCUUCAGUGGGACGACUUGAUACAGAAGUUAGGAAAGACUGAUCCGGCCGGGAAAGCCACUACAAUGUCCGAGCAGCUCAUCGUACCAACGAUUAUCCGGUACAGUACUACCCAGAUUGAAAACCUGGCCCAGGACGAGGACACGUGGUUUAUGGGUGAGCUGUGCGGCCACUCCGUGGGGAAAGCCGUUAACAUCACCAUGCUCCUCAACAACAACCCGGGCUGGGAGCCAACCAAAGGCGUCGUGAAUUUCGAAGUUGUCGACUCUAACUACCAGGAUGGCGUGUUGUGCACGAACAAGGAUGCCGAUGGCUAUGCAACCUCCAGUUGCCUUAUCGAAUCUUGGCCCAACAAGUUUGACAUCAUCAUCCUUGCUAAGGCUGGCCCUGUCUCCGGAAUCGCCUUGAGCUUAAAUGCAGAGUUCUAUGAGCAGGGCAGCCCAGCUGCACUUCACAUCAAGGCUAACAUCCCGAGCCUUCCGGGUCCCAAGACCCUGAGCUUGCCGGGAUUCAAUCCCCAGUCACUUCCUGCACUCCCGAUUCCCCUGACCGAGUCCGUGUCGGUCUUUCCGUCCUUCUCUCUGGGUUAUCUGCAGGAGGCCAUGAUCCAAUUCUCCUGGUGCAGCAACGCGGAAACUCACGUGUUCUCGGUCGAGUCCACCGUCACGUCUGCGGACGGCGAGAGCAGCUACGCGCAGUACGUCUGCGACAAAUUGCCGUGUGACGUCGGUAUGAACAACAUUGCUCAUAAUGGCGAACAGCUGACUAGCAACACCGUCUUGACUGACCCCAUGCAAUACAAAGAUAUCUACGUUGUGGUCGUCAACUGGGGAGGAGCGUACGACGCAGACGCAGACACUUACGUCGGCGAUUUCCUGUACAAUGCCAACCAAGUGAAACUCCUUUAAACAUAAAACAGACACGACGUCAGGCACCGCGCGGGGUAGUCUGGUUCCCUGACCCCAUUGUCCUUCGGACUUCAAUUUUUUUU
This is a messenger RNA of Patiria miniata (bat star), 1029 nucleotides long. RefSeq lists its product as uncharacterized. The transcript has 5 exons. The coding region runs from base 104 to 946 and encodes 280 amino acids. Lineage: Eukaryota; Metazoa; Echinodermata; Asteroidea; Valvatida; Asterinidae. The record is from RefSeq and is a predicted model, not a curated record.